Molecule: messenger RNA, 3819 nt
Organism: Stegostoma tigrinum
Lineage: Eukaryota; Metazoa; Chordata; Chondrichthyes; Orectolobiformes; Stegostomatidae
Product: tetraspanin-1-like
Exons: 9
Coding region: 384-1160 (258 amino acids)
Cellular component (GO): membrane
Source: RefSeq, a predicted model, not a curated record
UGUUGAUGAUGCCCUUUUUAGUGUAGUGCAACGUAUAUAAGCUACAUAUUAUGCAGCCAAUGGGAUGAACAUUAAGCUUACUCAAUGUUUCUUUUCUCCCCAGUGGGAGAAAGAAGAGAUCAGGAGAGAUCAGGUGUGGAACCAGAGAUUAUACCAGGGCUUCUGUGGGUAUAGAUGUGUGCAACCAGAAAAAGCGGCUUUCAUUCAAGCUUCUAAAACAACCGUGCUGCUGCUUUGACUAAGAGACUUCAAACAGGAUUACUGUCAGAAAAAUCUUGGACUGAAACAGGCAACUUUAGAUUUGAGAAGAAUACAUCAAAGCUACUACGUGAGCUUGACACCUGCCAUUACACUCAGUAAACCGGAGAAGGGCUUCACAGCAGAUGUUCGUAGCAAGUCUUUCCAUAACAGAAGACAAAGAGAAGAUGAGUUGCUUCAAAUUUUUGAAGAUGAUGAUGUUCUGCUUCAAUUGCAUCGUCUUUCUCGGAGGUGGUGCUAUAUUGGGAGUUGGAAUCUGGGUGAAAGUGGAUGGCGGUUCCUUCUUUGACAUCCUGGCAAAACUAGCGCCACAACUGAACCAAAUGGUGAAUGUCGGGUAUCUCUGCAUUGCCAUAGGGGCCUUCUUAGUACUGAUUGGUUUCCUGGGUUGCUACGGAGCUGUGAAGGAGAACAAGUGCAUGUUGAUGAUAUUUUUCAUCAUAAUACUACUGAUCUUCAUAGCUCAGAUUGCGGGUGCUGUGGUUGUCCUUGCAUUCUCUGGCUUGGCUGAUAUUUUUGUUGGUUACAUUCAGAUCUGGGCAGUGAAAUCAAUCAAAGAUGAAUAUGGCAAAAGUUCAGACAUGACUACACUAUGGGAUGCAGUGAUGAAUGAGUUCAAGUGUUGUGGAUUCAAAAACUUUGACGAUUUUACAAACUCACCUUUCUACAAUGAUACGUCGUCUAAGUAUCCCCAGCAAUGCUGCAAGACUCAAUCUCAUUGUUUAGGUGCCAACAUUAAGAAUUCUGUGCCGGGUUGUUACCACUCACUUCUUGACUUUUUGAAGACAAACACCAAGGUUCUUGGAAUCGUGGCUUUGGGAAUUUGUGCACUGGAGAUAGGUGCAAUGGCAGCAUCCAUGAUAAUGUACUGUCAAAUCAAAAAAGACGAAAAAAGCGUAUGAAUAUGGAGAAGGAAUUAUAUACUUACCAUUUUACUUUACAAUUUGUGUUUUGUUAAAUUGCGUUGGUUUAAUAUUAGGUAAAAGAAUGUUUUUUGCCAAUAAACUAGAAAGCUUUGCAAUGCCUGUCUAUCAAUAUACAUUGUGUGCAUAAGGUAUCAGUGGAACAAGAAUGUGAUCUCUUCCAGCCAUGAUCCCAUUGUUAUUAAGGUUUCCUAAUACCUGGGUUUUGGACUGAGUCCCAUUUUCCCAGCGUAAUGGAAUUAUGAAAACUGUUACAAUAUAGUGACGUUCAUUAUUGUAAUCUUUAAAGUUUGUAAUUAAUUUUUAUUAUCAGCAAAGCCAAUUACAGAUAUCCAAUAGCAACUCUGGCUAUAACUAAAACCUGCCUCCUGCCUUUCAUCAAGAAAAUAAUUAAAGACGUUGAAUAAAAAGACUGGAGCCUGCACUUAGCAAACUGUCCAUUAUGGUAAUUGUCUCAUUUUAUUAAAAUAAGUUGGGCAACUAGACAUUCCUGGAAGACAUUACAUCAGCAGUGUUCAUUUUGCAUAACUUUGGAUCGGAUACAAUUCAAAUAGGUUAGAUAGGAUUUGCACUAGAACACAAAAACAAACUGAAAUUUAGCUAUUCAGCAUCUAUUUUUUGGGAGCUGGAUAACCUCCUAACCAUUCUAUGACAAGCCAGAAGCUCAAAACACCUUUACUUCUAAAAGUGCACUGCUCAUCACUUUGGAUAAGAUUAUUUUGCUGGCAUCAGGAAUGUGUUUAGGAACAAGAACGUUAAAAUUUAUUUGUUUAAAUUGCUGCCCUUUGCUUCUUACAAGACCUGUUCUUAAUAAUUAAAUGCCCUGCCGUUUCACCUGUCUCUUGCUGAACUUGAACAGCAUUUACUGAUAAUUGGCAGGAAUGCUCCUAUACCCACCCAACUGAAGAGAAUAGGAGAUAUCUCAGAUUCUCCAGCAUCAGCAGUUCCUACUAUCUCUGAAGAGAUAGAGUAACAGCCUUACAUUAUUCCCAAUCUUACUUUUGAGGCAAUAGAGAAGCUCAACCUCAACAGCUAAAAAUCACAUUCCAAGCCAGCACUCACCAUCUCUCCUGCUCAUGUACCUAAAGUUUGCAUCAGCUCGCUCAUCAGCAAGGCUUUACCUGGACAGAUAGCUGUUAGUCUCUACAACAUACUCAUCCAAGGUCUAAUACCAAUGUUUACUUGAACUUCUAGACCAAAGCCUUUUAAAUAAAGCAACAGCAUUCCCUAGCCUGUUGUAGACAAUCCAAUUCCUUUCCACAUGUACAGCAGCACAAUAUGCUAAUAGUUCACACAUUAUACAAACAGGUUUCAUACGGGUUAGUUUAGAUUCAAGAUUUGCUUAUCACUAUUCAGUGCAGAUGAGACAAAAAUAGUUUAUUGUUCUGAUAGAAAAUAUCUACUAAACUGUUUAAUCCUUAUAAAAUGUAGAUUUUCUUUUGAUUCUUAAAUGCAAUGGAGGGUAACAAUCAGCUAAAAUUUUUUAAAACCUUGCUUAUAUCAGAAAAAAAUAAAAUCUAUUAAAAUAACAUGUUGCUCACUACAUAAGUGAUUAUUGCAAUACCUCUUAUCAAACAAAUAUAUUGUUGUAUUAAAUGUAAAAUAUUUUUUUCCUACAAAGAUAAAACUUUUCUUCUACAAUAAUGCACUUUACACAUUCUGCCAUGAAAAAGUCCCUAUAUUUCAGAAGUUACAGGGGUUUAAGGGCAGCAGGGAGAUGAGGGAAAUGAUCUGCUCCCUUUCUAAGUUAUCACUCCAUAGAGUAAUACAUUCCAACGACAGUGCUGGGUGAGCUGGAUGCCUUAUGAGAACAGUAUACAACUUGCACCUUCAGAGACCAGCAUUCAAGUUCAAAAGCUUUUACAGAAUGUAGAAUGACAGCCGUACGCUCUCAAAAAAGUUAGAAAUAUUACUAAUUUGUCUAGAAAGAUGCAGCUCAGUGUUUUUCCUAAACAUGGUUUGUCACUUCUUAAAGGUUUGCAGCAAAUUCAAAAUUGAUACAGAGAAAGUUAUUUCUAACUAAACAACUUGACCGUCAAUACAUUGAGAAAGGAGUACUUUCUUAACAAUGAAAUACAUCUCUGGAUUACUGAAUAAAGUAGCUGAAAAUGCAAUUAUGAAAGUCAGAAUAUCAUCAGACCAUGGUUCUCAAAUGCAGCUACAUACAGCUAUGGAAAAUAAGGAUCAACCAUCAAUAAUGACUUUAAAAAACAGCUGCCUUUAGUUUUGCUUGAUGUAUAUACUGUGAUGUGAUACAUUAACCUACAUCUCACUUAAUCUAUCCCAGAGUUCCAUCUGAUUUUUUUCUUUGAUGUUAAUGGUCAGGAGCUGUAGGUUUAUUACAGGAAGCAAAUGUUUCAUGUUAGAAAAAGCAGUGUAUUGAUACAAUAAUACUCUCCCUCUCAAAAAUAAACCAAAUUAAAAGUGCAACAGAAAUGUUACAUUACAAAACAUAAAGUUUUUAAAUUUCAAAAUAAUUCAAGAAAAGGAAUUGCAAAGUUCAAAUAGAACCUCUAAAGAAGUAACAAACUUUUUUAAAAAAGAACAAAUCUUCUGAUUGUAUUUUUAAUAUUCACUUUUCUGUAUUCACCUGCUAUAGCUUCUGAAUUAUAUUUGACAAUAAAUGAUUAUCUGAAUA